AAUAAAUGCACCGCCUUGACCACCGAAUCCUCAGUCUCCUCUUCCGACCGUCCGAAAGAACAAAAAAGUUCCGCUCCGAUCCUUUCACACCCACAGCAAAAGCCACAGACCCAACCAGCCGCGCGAACUGCGCACCAUGCGCCUCUGUUAGCACAUCUCAGACUGUGGGGCUGCUAUCGUGCGCACAUAGAAUCGAAGUUAGAAGUCAGGACUGAGAGAGGAAGAGAAGGCAGUGAGCAUGGGAGAUCUCUACGUUUGGCUCAUCUCCUUCUUCUUCCUCAUUGCCCUGCUCGCCCUUGUUGUUUUCCAGCUGAUGUGCCUGGCAGAUCUUGAGUUUGAUUAUAUCAACCCUUAUGACUCUUCAAAUCGGAUAAACAGAGUGAUUUUGCCAGAGUAUAUUACAGAAGGAGUUUUGUGUGCUUUCUUUCUUAUAACAGGGCAUUGGUGCAUGUCACUGUUUUGUGGUCCAUACCUCUAUUAUAAUGUGAAACUGUAUAUGAGAAAGAAUCACCUGGUAGAUGUUACUGAGAUAUUCAAUAUGCUCCACAAAGAAAAGAAGAUCCGGCUUUUCAAACUCUUUUAUCUUGUCGUCCUCCUGUUUCUCUCGAUAUUCUGGAUGAUUCUAACUGCAUUGGAAGACCAUGAAUAAUUGGGGGACAAUGGCUGCCUCAGCGGAAAUAUUCAGAUUCGGAAACAAUUGCCCUGUCUGCACGGUUGAUACUAAUUGCUGCUCCUUGUCAUGAUUUAUUGCCACUAAAUUACAAAUGAUGUAAUUUGUGGGAGAUUGGAUCGUAAAUUAAUUUGGUACAGUACUCUGACAUUUUCGUAUAACACUUCUGUAAGUUUGAGGGAUUUAGGGUUGUGUUUUAUAGAUUUGCAGGUUCAAGCAAUCUAAAACUCUUAGGGUGGUAUUUUGAUGUUUGCAAAGAAGAGGUGGUGUAUGUACGGUGAUGAACAACCCGUACUCCCACGCGUUGCAAGGUGAUGCAUCGAUACAUUUCAGUCCAAUUUAGCUUCUAUUUACUUGUAUUUCA
This is a messenger RNA of Pyrus x bretschneideri (Chinese white pear), 1034 nucleotides long. Its product is annotated as protein cornichon homolog 4-like. NCBI's taxonomy places the organism in Eukaryota, Viridiplantae, Streptophyta, Magnoliopsida, Rosales, Rosaceae. The record is from RefSeq and is a predicted model, not a curated record. The coding region runs from base 239 to 649 and encodes 136 amino acids. Gene Ontology annotation, biological process: vesicle-mediated transport. The transcript is spliced from 4 exons.